AUGUCUGAUGUUGUCUUUACAGGUCAUUUAUACACAGAAUCAAAAUGUUUAGAGUACUUAUAGUGGGAGCAGGCCCAACAGGGGCGCUGCUGGCCAAUGCUCUACGACAAGAACUGCAACAGAAAGUUACCAUUGUCAUGUGGGAUAAAUCCAGAGGCACAGGGGGCAGAAUGAGUACAAGUAGGUCACCUGAUGAUCCCAACUGUAUUGCUGAUCUUGGAGCCCAAUAUUUGACAGUAACACCGGAAUAUGCUUCUCAACACUCGAGGUAUUACAAGGACCUGACGGAAGCUGGACUGAUUCAGCCUCUUUCAGGCAAAAUUGAAGGGAUCAAAGAAAAAUAUGUUAACCCUGAAACCAAGAACUAUGUCACACCUAAAGGUAUCAGCUCAAUUGUGAAACACUUCAUCCAGAAAUCAGGUGCUUCUGUGCAGUUUGAACAUCAUCUAUCGAGAGUAGAUAUCAAAGAAGAAUCGGUGGGUAAACCUAAACUCUCUGUGUCUGCGACAACUGCUUCUCAAACUGACAGUGGAUAUGACGCUGUGGUCUUGACAAUGCCAGUCCCACAGAUUCUAAAACAACAGGGAUUCACUCGACAUUGUCUAGAAAAGGACAAGACACUUCUUGCGGAUCUUGAAGCCGUCCAGUAUUCAUCACGCUUUGCUCUUGGUCUGUUUUACCCACCUGGAGUGGUCAUUGACGUUCCUUACGUGGGGAAGUAUGUUGAGGGUAAUCCUUGCAUUCGAUGGAUCUCGGUCGAUAAUGAGAAGAGAGGAAUAGAUGGGCAGACACAUGGGACUUCUCUUGUCGUUCAUACAAGUGUGCCGUUUGGUAUCAAACACAUAGACAUGCCAAAGCCUGAUGUUCAACCAAUCAUCAUCAAGCAUCUUAAUGACAUCAUCCCUAACCUACCAGAGCCUAGCAGUAUUAAAUGUGUGGGAUGGAGAUAUUCUCAGGUCAGUAAACCUCUGGCAGGGGCUCCUGGUCAUGUGACCAUCGCAGAACAACCAAGCUACCUGUUAUUGGCUGCUGGGGAUGGAUUUAGUCAUUCUAACUUUGAUGGCUGCAUAGUCUCUGCCGAGAGUACUCUUGCGAGGCUGCUGGAAUUCUACAAGAAAACCUCACAGCUAUAAAAAUACAUAGAGGUGAUAUCUUUUAUGAGAUUGUUAGAUGAAUCAUUAUCAAAUGAUUGGACUCUUCUAUACGUUAAUGCCCUGUCAUAUACUGCCAUCUAGGAAACUGAUAAUCACGUUUAAUAACUGAACUCCUUUAAGAUCAGUUCCUGCAUUGAAUAAAAUACAUGAAGCACCUUAUGUAUUUCCACCCUGUUGGAGUAUUACAUGCUUUGUUUUUUGAGGAUGAUAUGUGGUAUUAUAUCUUGAAAUCAGACUUUCUACCAUUCCCCCCCCCCAUGUUUUCUUCUCUUAAAUGUCACACCCCAGUGGCAUAUGCAGGAUUUUUGAAAGGGGGGUCAAGCUGUAAGAAAUGUUGACAACCAAAAAAUAAAUAAAUAACUAAAUAAAUAA
Lytechinus variegatus (green sea urchin) is the source of this 1526-nucleotide messenger RNA. It is a transcript of the gene rnls, whose product is annotated as renalase-like. Gene Ontology annotation, molecular function: oxidoreductase activity, acting on NAD(P)H. The record is from RefSeq and is a predicted model, not a curated record. Bases 45 to 1133 code for a protein of 362 amino acids. The transcript has 7 exons. Gene Ontology annotation, cellular component: extracellular region. Lineage: Eukaryota; Metazoa; Echinodermata; Echinoidea; Temnopleuroida; Toxopneustidae.